Molecule: messenger RNA, 685 nt
Organism: Rhincodon typus (whale shark)
Lineage: Eukaryota; Metazoa; Chordata; Chondrichthyes; Orectolobiformes; Rhincodontidae
Product: basic salivary proline-rich protein 2-like
Exons: 2
Coding region: 18-602 (194 amino acids)
Source: RefSeq, a predicted model, not a curated record
GCCCCUGGGGGACGUUCAUGGGCACUUGGGAUAUGCCCCAUCAUAUUCCCAAUCCGUACAUUCACACCACAGCGCGACAUCCAGAGGCAGCGCAGAAGCUGAUCGACCAGGUGAAGGCUUCGCCACUCAACCAUGUCUCCAAUGGCUUUGUCCCCCACCUACUCUUCCCGCAUUGCAGGAAGAAGCCCCCCAUAGAAACAGACGAGGAGAGAUGCCGACGCCUCCAGUCCUCGCUCCCGGAUUCCCCCCCGCCGCCACAGGGGGAGGAGGCGCCAGGCCAGCCCGACAGCGCUGAGGGGGAGAAGGAGACCCUCCCGCACAAACUCACGAGCCCCGUCUCCCUGGAGCCGUGCCCGGGCAGCGGAGGCCAGGCUGGAUCCGCCGCCCAAAGUGGCAGCGGCACUCGGCCGCAUCACCCGUUACCCCAGCAAUACCCCUCGGGGGCUGAGCCCGCCAGCCGCAGGUCAUCGCCAGGGGGCACCGAGAAGCUGCGAGUGUGCCCCCAGCCGGUCGCGCAACCACCGCAAGAGACGGGCUCCAGGUCAGAGGGGGGCAACUCGCCGGAUGGUCAGCCCAAAUGCAAACCUCGUCUCAUCGGGUGACCAGGGAGCCAAAGGGUCAGGGCCUCAGGCUAAUCUUCACUCAAACUGUCACAAUAAAUACCUGAUAUAACCUUCACACGGCU